This is a messenger RNA of Cyprinus carpio (common carp), 1168 nucleotides long. RefSeq lists its product as uncharacterized. Bases 213 to 1004 code for a protein of 263 amino acids. Lineage: Eukaryota; Metazoa; Chordata; Actinopteri; Cypriniformes; Cyprinidae. Gene Ontology annotation, molecular function: protein tyrosine kinase binding; MHC class II protein binding. The record is from RefSeq and is a predicted model, not a curated record. Gene Ontology annotation, biological process: positive regulation of ERK1 and ERK2 cascade; T cell activation; interleukin-15-mediated signaling pathway. Gene Ontology annotation, cellular component: membrane raft; external side of plasma membrane. The transcript is spliced from 6 exons.
CACUUAAUACAACUCUCUCAGAACAUGACUCAGUCUGUAGAUCAGAGGAAGUGAACAAACACAGGAAGAGCUGAUAGUGUUUAAAGAAAGAGUUGAGAUCAUAUACUGAAGAGAAAGACUGAGAGAAAGAGAACAUGUCUGAUGAGUGUCGUGUGUGUGUCUGCUGGGACUGAUCUUUCUCUCUUCACUUCUCACAGCUUCCAAUGGAAUGAAUGAUACUCAUGUUGUUCAUCAGUUCUGGUGAAAAUGUCCGUCUGCCCUGUAAUAAUGCUCUUCCUGACUGUGACUCAACUCUAUGGAACUAUAACAGAUUCAGAGAUUCAACAACAGAUGAACUGAUUUUUUUAGGGAUAAAGAAGAAAGACACAGAGAGACAUGAGAGACUGAGUCUGGGGUCUGACUGCUCUCUGAACAUCAGGAACAUCUCAACAGAAGAUUAUGGAUUGUACAUCUGCAGACAGUGGAUUGGUGUGAAUAGAGACCAACAAGAAGAACCUGAUGCUCGUGUUUUUCUGCAUGUUCUUCAUGUCUCAUCCUCACAGACUGAGAUCAGUGCAGGUCUCUCUGUGACUCUCUUCUGUCAGUUGUAUUCACAUCCUCAAGGCUCUUGUGAUGAUUGGAUCCGUUCUGAGAGAAUUCAGCUGUUCUGGGUGAAUCAGACUGGUGUUAAACUGACGAGAUCAGACUCCAGAUAUCAGAUAUCAUCCUCAUCAGGACACUGUACCAUCACUCUGAAUACAACACUCCUGAAUGAAGAUCCCAACAGAGAGUGGAGAUGUGAAGUUACUCAGAGAGAUCAAGUCAAGACCUCAGUCACAUACACUGUCAAGAGUUCAGCUCAAUCUGAUUCAACAACAUCAGUGAACACACACGUGACUAAAGAGAUUUUGAUCAUUCUUAAGACUGCAGUGUUUACUGCUCCUACUGUGAUUCUUCUUCAGAUCAUCUGUGCAAGAAGAGCUGAGAGGAAGGACUCCUUGGCAGCCAGAGGAAAUAGAGAUUAAUACAAUAAUAGAAUAAAAUACUCUACAAAUAACAGGCCAGAUUACAGCAAGAUUUAUCUUCAUCUCUAUGAAUUUAUGGAUAUUUGCAUACAGUUUUGAAGGAUAUUUUCCAGUGCACCAUACUGUACUGAAUACAUAAAAUAUAAUAUUAAAUCCUUACUUAU